CUUAAAGUUGCAGCCUUUUCUAAUAUUACAUUCAAGACAUAUAGCUUGGGGGGCGUCGAUGGUUAACUGUUACGUUAAUUUCUGCCGUUUUUAUAUACAAAACCGCGUCGAAAAGCUUCAGUCGAUAGUCAUCACGUAUAGGAACUGAAUUAGCAACACAAUUUUGUAUUCAUAUUAUUUUUUUUAACGACUCGAGGCGGCAGUUGUGCGUUUCUCUGUUAUAAAAUUACAGUCGUUUUGUGCUUGUCAAAAACGUAGCUGUUUUUAUUCAUGUGAUGGAAAUGGUUAACUGUGUCCUGGACAUGCUAGUCCAGUUUCACUCACUGAAAAGCUGCAGGAAUCAUGGGAGCCGUGUUCCUGCCAGCAGAUACCGCGCACUCGGUGCUGCGGAGGCUCCCGAGAGCAAACUUCUUCUUGGAGGAGAUGAAACAAGGGAACAUCCAGCGAGAAUGCAGGGAGGAAAUCUGCAAUUAUGAAGAAGCCAGGGAGGCGUUUGAGAAUGAUGAGAAAACGAGGCGAUUCUGGGAAGAGUAUCAGCGUGAGAGCAGUCCCAGACCUGGAGGACUGGAGUCCAUCGCUGGUGGCGUUCAUUCCCUGUACUUGAUCUUACCCCUGCUGCUGGUUUUGCUGCUCAUUGCUGCGGUUUCCAUCACGGUUUGGAGGUGUCACUCACGCAAAAGAUCCCAGCAGAGCCCUGCCAUUGGGCGUCCACAAAGAGACACAACCCUAUCAGUGGUGUCAAUGGACCAGUGGGGUCGGGACUACCAUCCUGACAUCAGUCCUCACUCAGAGAUCAGUGCCCACAGUAGCCCCGCCUACCCAGGUGCUGACCUCACACCUGGGCGGGGCAGUCGGGGAGACCCGCCCCCUUCAUACGAGGAAGCUGUGGGCCAUACAGAUAUACAGAUUGAAACAGAGCCUCCACCACAAUACGAUGACAUCAUCAGUAACCACGGUAACACAGUUAUUAUCUCCCAGGGAAAGUGAUGGAUCUUCCAGGCAUGUUAUCCAGCCUCAUGUAGGGAUGCAUUUUGAUGACAAUACACCGAUACUGUAACCCUGUCAUUCCUUAUUCGCUGUGUCACCCUUCUGUUUUAUCGGGAACAUGCUUUGGCCGUUUAUUUUUUUAGUACUAGAAGUAUUUUUUUACAAUGUCACUACUUUAAUGACAGGCUUUUCAACUCCAACACUAGCAAAACAGCUUAACAUCUUUACUUAAUGUGAAAACAACUAAUGCAACAACAUUAUUCUCAGUACUGUUAAUCAGACAUUGUUAAACAUUGCUGUGAUUUCAGAGAUUUUUAAACUCAUAACCGCAUGAAUCCUGAUCCAAGCCCAAACCCAAUGACGAAGUACUGUAAUGUCAACAGCCAUUCUUCCGAGUUAGUAGGUCCUAUGAAUCUUGGAAAUAAACUGAUCACUUGGUCAGUUGUGUCCUCUCAUGGGAUAAUUUAAAGGGAUAGUUCACCCAAAAAUGAAAACUCUGUCAUUAAUUACUUGCCCUCAUGUCGUUCCAAACCCACAAGACCUUCUUUCAUCUGCAGAACACAAAUUAAGAUAUUUUUGAUGAAAUCAGAGAGCUUUCUGACAAUGGAACUAUCACAUUCAAAUCUCAAAAAGGUAGUAAGGACAUUGUUAAAAUAGUUCAAUGGUUUUAUGAAGCUACGAGUACUUUUUGUGUGCAAAAAAAGAAAAAUAGCAACUUCAACAAUUUCAAAGAGAAGAAAAGAACACAAAGAAAUAGAACAAGAAAGUAUUCUCGUAGCUUCAUAACAUUACAGUUGAAACAAUGAUGUCACACGGACUAUUUUAACUUGUCCUCACUACCUUUCUGGGCCUUGAACGUAGUAGUUUUUAUAAAAAAAAAUAUCUUAAUUUGUGUUAUGAAUAUAAGCGAAAGUUUGGAACGACAUGAAUUCAUGCCAGAAUUUUCAAUUUUGGGUGAACUAUCCCUUUAAAACAUUUGUAAAUAAUCAGAUUCAGUGGGAAAAUGCACAAUAUUUUCAGGAAGUUGUAAAUUGUAAUGUUUACUGACAUUCUGUUCUUUAAGGUUCAUUGUAACCUUUAUCAAUAGCCAUCUAAGCUUAGGUUAUCUCUAUAUAAUUGCAUAGACAUCACUAUGCACUGGACUCACAGCCUCAAUGAAAUAUUGAUAUUGGGUUUAUUUUCUUUUUCCACUAGUUGAGGUGUUAAACACUGUGUGUUAGAUUUAGUUAGCAUGUUGAAAACAUUUCAGCUGAAUGGAUAACCGGUUAACAGUGUGAAUUUGCUGAUAAUAGGUUGCUGAUAACAUUGACCAAACAUUCUAUCCCGAUUUUAUGUAGCAUCUUGGUUGUUAAUGCUGAAUCAGCCUCAAUGGGUACCAUGGCAAUGUAUGUGAGGUUUUAAAUCGUAUUUACUUUUGGGAAAAUACAAUAGUGAAAGGAACAGUUUAGCCAAAAAUGAAAAUUUGCUGAAAAUUUACUCACCCUCAGGCUAUCCAAGAUGUAGAGGAGUUUGUUUCUUCAUUAGAACAGAUUUGGAGAAAUUUAGCAUUACAUCACUUGCUCACUAAUAGAUCAUGUGCAGUGAAUGGGUGCGGUCAGAAUGAAAGUCAAAACAGCUGAUAAAAACAUUACAAUAAUUCACAAGUAAUCCACACAACUUCAGUCCAUCAGUAAACAUCUUGUGCAGUGAAAAAAUCAUUAAGAAGUUUUAACUUUAAACCGUUGUUUCUGGCCAAAAUAAAAAAAAAAAUUGACAGCACCGAUCCACUACAGUGGAUCCAUUGAUGAGCAAAUCAUUAAGAUCAAGAAACAAACUAAUCUAUGUCUUGUAUGGAUUGAGUGCAAGUAAAUUUUCAGCAAAUUUUCAUUUUGGCUGAACUAUUCCUUAAACUCUUUUAUUGUGCAAGUGCGGUUUGAGGUUUGCCAUUUUAGUCAAGCCACAGUGAGUUCGAUGGCAAAACACGGUAGACUAAAUGGUCUAUGCAGCAGUGAUUUCUUUUCUCUCUUUUCUCUCUUUUCUUUUCUCUAGCUUUGGAGCAAUUUACGUGGUCACGGCCUUGUGAAAUUUAUUCUUAUUGUGGCCAAGGUUUAAACGAGCAUAUUAAGCAUCCCGAGCUGGGAAUUCUAGGACAAGCAAGAUGAAUUGUCCAUUGUGGAGGUAAUUAAUAAGGAGCAAGAAGCAUGCUUUUUGUUUGUUGUGAGCUGUGUGCAGACUCUUUUAGAUUUGUUUUAGGUUUUGUUUCUCUAACCUCUUAGAGAAUGUUGAGAAGUAACAAUUAUGACUACCUUGACCAUGCUGGUUGCUUUUAAUUGAACUCUGGUAUAUUUUGAGUGUGUUGAAGGCUGUUUUCACAUUUAGUGUGAUUGUUUGAAACUGUAGUUAGAUUCAACCCUUCUGCUUUCACACUGUAGUUUUGGGUCAGAAUCGUGGUAUGUUUGCAUUUGCAAUGCAAGUGCUAACGGCAACUGUGUUCCACUAUAAAUAGAGUAUGCUACAAAGCAUUACUCUUUCCUCACGACAAAUGAUUUUUCGGUAACACACUAUCUUGACAUCUUUAUAUAUUAUGAAGGUACACUACCAGUCAAAAGUUUUUGAACAGUAUGAUUUUUUUUUUUUUUAAUGUUUAUUUGACCCAAAGUACAUCAAAAACAGUGUAAUUUUGGAAUAUCUUUACUAUUUAAAAUAGUUGUUUUCUAUUUGAAUAUAUAUUACAAUGUGCUUUAUUUCUGUGAUUAAAGCUACAUUUUCAGUAUCAUUAUUCAAAUUGUCAGUGUCACAUGAUCCUUCAGAAAUCACACUAAUAUGCUGUUCAAGAAACAUUUUUAGUAUCAAUAUUUGAAACAGUUGAGUACAUUUUAUUGAGGAUUCUUUGAUGAAAAGAUCAGCAUUUAUCUGAAAUAAAAAUCUUUUGUAACAUUAUACACUAUACCAAAUAUAUAUAUAUAUAUAUAUAUAUAUAUAUAUAUAUAUAUAUAUAUAUAUAUAUUUGAGGAAAGAAAUUUUAGAAAUUAAUGCAAGGAUGCUUUAAAUUGAUCAAAAGUUAUGAUAAAGACAUUUAUGUUACAAAAGAUUUCUAUUUCAUAUAAAUGCUGUUCUUCUGAACUUUCUAUUCAUCAAAGAAACCUGAAAACAUAAUGCUUAGCUGUUUUUAACAAUUAUAUAUAUAUUUUUUUAUUUGAGCAGCAAAUCAGAAUAUUAUACUGAUUUCUGAAGAAUCAUGUAACUGGAGUAAUGAUGCUAAAAAUUCAGUUUUGAAAUCAGAAUUAAUUUACAUUUUAAAAAAUAUAUUUCAAUAAAAAAGUUAUUUUAAAUAAAAAAUAUUUUACUGUUUUUGCUUUACUUUGGAUCAAAUAAAUGUAUGCUUGGUAAGCAGAAGAGACUUCUUUAAAAAAAGUUUAAUAUUUGCAGAUUCCUUGUUACAUCUCGAUUUGCUUGUUUAUCAUGUGUUUUAAUACAUAAUAUUUUCAAAAGAUGUAACAAUGAAUAGUCAAGUAUUGUGGUUACAAUUAUUCAUGAGAUCAUACAAUGCAUUUAAAGGUAUGUGCUUCAGGUAAAGUGUUUCUUCAGACUGUUAAAAACAUUUUGGAUAUUUGACACUAACUAUCAGGUUGGGCUUGUCUGUGUGUUUAACAGCAAGCGGACACUGUUUACCUCAUACCAUUUAUUUCUGGUUUCGAGUCUAGUUUUCACCUCAAGCCCAGCUGCACUAAACAAAAACCAAGAGAAAAACAGAUUAGGAUCAAAUUAUGGGAACAAGCCGUCCUAGUCCCUUAAAAAUACUGAGGAAAUGAGGAAUGAAUGAGGAAAUAUUCAGUAUUAAAUAUCAGGAAAGUGUGUGUUUAUGGGUAUGUGCAUAUGGGUGGGUAUGAGAAAAAAGAGACCUUAAUGGAAAACAGGCAACGCAUCUGUACUUAUCCAGUAACUUUGAGUGAAUGCACUUUUUUUUGGGGCACCGACUGCUCUUUGUAAAGGAAUAUUAACUGAUGUGUAAAGGAAUAUUAAUUGAUGUGUAAGAUGUGAUGAAUUAUUAGAGAAGAAAAAAAGGCAAAUGCUGUUUGGUUUUAUCCUCUUGGCUUUCUUUAUAUUCUCAGUUCAUCAACAAUAUGCUCAGCUGACAUAAAUAUGCAAUAAAAUCCAUCACCAGCACUAACUCAAGAAAGCUUUGUGAAAAUCAAAACGGUCUUACUUUGCCUAAAAUUGUUUGUUUUAAAGGUAAUGUGAAAUAUGACUACCGUCAUUUGAAGUACAGUCUGAUGAUGGUUGGCUGACUUUGACUGAUGUUGCUGUACAUUUGCAGGCUGAUAUUUCUGUGGUAUAUAAGAGUGAUUGUGGUGGUGUUUAUUGCUUAAGCCUUACUCAGAGAUAGAUAAUGUGUAUAUAUAAAUGUAUUAAGAACAAAUUUAAUUUUUUGUAAUGAUUGAGCUUGACUUUUAUUUGUAAUAAAAGUUUUUUGGCCCUCA
Messenger RNA from Labeo rohita (rohu), 5447 nucleotides. It is a transcript of the gene prrg1, whose product is annotated as proline rich Gla (G-carboxyglutamic acid) 1. Gene Ontology annotation, molecular function: calcium ion binding. The record is from RefSeq and is a predicted model, not a curated record. The coding region runs from base 343 to 987 and encodes 214 amino acids. The transcript has 4 exons. NCBI's taxonomy places the organism in Eukaryota, Metazoa, Chordata, Actinopteri, Cypriniformes, Cyprinidae. Gene Ontology annotation, cellular component: extracellular region.